AAGAGAAGGGUCAAACCCAAGCACUUUACCAGACAGCAGCAGUGUUCUAGUCAAACGUUAGUGUGAUUUGAAUGCAACUAGAGGGAAUCGAGUUCAUUUCCUGCUCUGUAGCUGCUGUUUGUCUUGUGUACGAGUAGGCAUUGCUAACGUUGACGGAAUUGAUAGAUUGAUUGAUAGAAGGUUGAUGGAACGUUGCUGGUGGAGCGAGGAACAUUGAUGGGGUUGCUGUGGUAUAUGGUAGUUUGGGGCUAGGUGCACUUGUGAUAUUUAGUCUCAAAUAGAGAUGGAGAGCGAAGAAGAACCCCAAGUUAAAGAGAAGGAGCACUCCAAAACCCCAGAUGUGAAGGUCCCCAACAAAUCAAAGACGAAGCGCUACAGCGAGAUCUUCCGGGACUUCGAUAAUUUUGAACUCUCUUUGGUCAACUCCACUGUAGAGGAGAUGUUUCCAGACCCUGACUCCCAGUCGAUUGCUGAGACCGUCUCUACGGAAACCACAGACAACACUGAGCUGGAUCAUGUGACGUGUGAGGAUGUCUACCCCCCAGAUGGCGAUGACAAAGAUGGAGGUCUAUCAGCCCAGGAAGCAGACCUGGCCCUGUGUCGCUGUGAGGGAGGCGUGGAGCUGGCCCUGCAGUAUGCCAAGAUGUGGUGCCGCUACGCCAAGGACCUGCUGGCCUGGAUGGAAAAGAGAAUCAGCCUGGAGCAAGAGUUUGCCAAGAACAUCAUAAAGGCAGCAGAAACGGCUAAGUCCUGUGUGGCUCAGCAGGACAUGAUGCCUCUGCAGUACAUCUACACCAUGGCCCUGGAGCACGAUGUGAAGACCAGCCAGUCUACUAAACAGACAUCAGAACUGCUGCAGCAACGCUGCUACCAGGCUCGUCAGCAGUACCUGCAGCGCAGCGAGGACCUGAAAGACCAAGGCUGUGACGCCAAGGCCGGGACGAGCCACAGCGGACACAAGACACCUGGACAAGAGGAGGAAGAAGAAAGCCAGAAACAGCCCCUACAAACCUUCACCUUCCAGGAGUUUGUCCCUCAGAACAAGAGUGGCCGUCGUAAGACCAGCAACCCCAGCUCUCUACAGGACUCCUUCUCCCUGCCUGAAGAAAGUCUGGUUAAUCGUAAGGGCUACAGUGACAGUGAGAGCAUAGGAGGCAGUCUGGAGUCUCUGUCCAGCCCAGGUAAGCCUGUGUGCUUCAUUUGA
Messenger RNA from Salvelinus sp. IW2-2015, 1204 nucleotides. The record is from RefSeq and is a predicted model, not a curated record. Lineage: Eukaryota; Metazoa; Chordata; Actinopteri; Salmoniformes; Salmonidae.